AUACUGUCAACCAAGUCAACCAACCAACUGUGGCAUAACAGUAAGGCGGCCUAUCAUCUAUCAAAUUCGUAUAUUAGGCCUAAUUUUCGUUAUGAUGAUUAAGUUGAUGUAAUUGAGCAAGUUAUAUGUAAAAGUACAUUAUGUUCAAGAGAAAACUUUUAGCGCUUAAGUAUCACUCUCCAGAUGCUUUUGUAAUCAGCGAUGAAAAACAAGUUCGAAAUCUUGUCCUUUGGCUAGAAGACCAAAAGAUUCGCCAGUAUAAAGUUGAAGAAAGAGCAGAAUUACGGGAUACUGAGUCACCCAACUGGCCAGCCACUUUUAAGCAGUACUGUCUUGAUGUUGCUUGUCCUGUACAAGGGAAACUAUCUGAACAACUUGAAUGGUUGUUAGGAUUUGCAGUGAGGCUUGAAUUUGCUGACAAUCUUGAGAAAUAUAAAAAACGUACCUCCGAGGAAGUGGUCAAGAAUAACAUUAAAGCCCCAAAGGUGAUUUCUUCAAACCCUCUUGACAAUUUGGAUUUUGAAAGUAUUGAGUUCAAGAAUGGAGUGAAUGGGUUAGCUGCAGUUUUACAAGUGACACCUCACCCAGACCAUCUGGUAACAUUGAGAGCCAUCAGCCGACUUGUCUCCAAGAGGCUCAACUCAGAUGCUCUGGACAAUCCGGACACUGUUGUACCCAAGGGAAAGCCAUAUCCUAUCCUGGAAGCAGAUCUAGGGUUUGAUACCGGUGAUUAUGUGAUGAACCAGGCUGCCAAGGUACUGCGGCUACUCUACAUCCAUGAUCUACGUUCACUACAGACUGAGAUCAAUGAAUGCAUUGUUGCUGUACAGAAUCUCACUGCUAACCCCAAGACAGACACCAAACUUGGAAAAGUUGGUUUCUAGAACAGUUCAGUACAGAUUUUUUUUCUUCAUAUUUAUUUGUAAAUAAAUAAUAAUUCAAUCAAAAUUA
Messenger RNA from Macrosteles quadrilineatus (aster leafhopper), 951 nucleotides. RefSeq names its product RNA transcription, translation and transport factor protein. Gene Ontology annotation, biological process: tRNA splicing, via endonucleolytic cleavage and ligation. The transcript is spliced from 5 exons. Gene Ontology annotation, cellular component: tRNA-splicing ligase complex. The record is from RefSeq and is a predicted model, not a curated record. Lineage: Eukaryota; Metazoa; Arthropoda; Insecta; Hemiptera; Cicadellidae. The coding region runs from base 141 to 884 and encodes 247 amino acids. Gene Ontology annotation, molecular function: RNA binding.